AUGCAUUUAUUUGAGAAAAACUCUUUGAUUUUCCUACUAUGUAUCUUUCAUUGCGUCCAAGCAAGGCCAACGGAUCGUACUACAGGCGAACCAUCAACAAGUGGUAGAGAAAAAGCAGAAGACCUUGAAGCCAUCACUGCACAAGGACAAAUAUUUGCAGACCAUGCAACUAGAGAAAUUCAAAGAAGGAUGGGACAUUCAAAUCCAUUAAAUGUUUCCGAAAAUAUUGAAGCUUUGCAGUAUUGUAUCGAACAAGCAGGUUGUUAUUCACCAAACGGGUUUUAUCAUUCAAGUCAUUUAGCAGCAGGUAAAAUCGUAACGGAAAAAGCCACAGAAUUAGCGAGAGGAAAUCGGCAAGGGAGUCCUACUUCGUCAGGCACAGCAAACAGCCCCAGCACACAUGGUCGUGAUCAUUCCCCAUCAAAAUCGACUUCUGCGGCAACAUCUUCAUCACAAAGUAAGCCAAAAGGUCAAAGUCACCCCGGCUCCAGCUCCAAGAAAGGACGGAAGAAGCACAAAAGAUGAAGAGCCAUUAUCAUAGUGCAUUCUCUUGUACACCUCACGGAUACCAAUCCAGUUCCUUCGUUUGUGCGAUGCUGUCUUCUAGUGAGAGUGACUGAUUACAUAAUUCUCUUCUUUCGGCGCAAACGGGGCGGGAUAAGCGGAUUUUCCUAAAAAGCGCGUGGUAUACUGACAUUUCGCCUUCCUUGCCUUAGUAGCCGGAUCGGAUCUG
Molecule: messenger RNA, 733 nt
Organism: Meira miltonrushii
Lineage: Eukaryota; Fungi; Basidiomycota; Exobasidiomycetes; Exobasidiales; Brachybasidiaceae
Exons: 2
Coding region: 1-525 (174 amino acids)
Source: RefSeq, a predicted model, not a curated record